Colletotrichum karsti is the source of this 861-nucleotide messenger RNA. RefSeq lists its product as uncharacterized. The coding region runs from base 1 to 861 and encodes 286 amino acids. Lineage: Eukaryota; Fungi; Ascomycota; Sordariomycetes; Glomerellales; Glomerellaceae. The transcript has a single exon. The record is from RefSeq and is a predicted model, not a curated record.
AUGCAUCCAGUUGGGGGCGAGACGGCCGAUCCCGCCGGCCGGCGCGAGAGGGAGCUGGCUGGGGAACGGAGCGGGAUGGCGGGCGAACUAGCGCGGCAGCUAGCAGCCUACAUCACGGGCGUCUUCCAGUCACCCGAGCUGCUGGGUGAAGGGGUUGAGCCGUGCUGGCGACCCGGGGGCAGGCACAGCCAGCGCAUAAGCUCCACCCGCUGGACGGCGUUCCAAGAGCUCUUUAUGGACGGCUGGGCGACCUGGGCCGGCGGCCACCCCGCGGAGUCCUACUGGCGACGGCACGAGCCGGCCUUCCACGCGUACGACUAUGGCGCCAACAUCGAGAUCGAGGUCGGUGAAAGCAUAUACAACCUUCCGCGCGAGAGACACGUCCACCUGGACGAGGACAGCGAGGAGGACGGGGGGUCCGACAACGAAGAAGGAGAGGAGGACGACGCCCGGCGCGGCCUCAACGGUCUCUUCAUCAACGAGGGGCCGGACGGCCCUGCCGUGGAGGGAGGCGGCAGCCCCAGCAGCUCCGCCAACGGCCCACCAUACCGGCAGAUGAUCGGGGAGAGCGAGGGGCUACAGAAGCUGAUCACGGAGCUCGGCGCCCGCUUUAGGCCGGACAACAUCACCGCCGUCUCAUACGCCCUCGCCGUCUGCCUCCACAGCGAGUCGGGCGACUCCGAGACGCGCUGUCUCCUCGCGGACCGGAACAUGCUGGGCCGCGAGUUCCCCAGCAGCAGCGACUACACCUUCUACCCGCAGGCCUUCCACCCCGCGUAUGGGAACUUCUCCUCCAACCGCUCGCCGGCGUUCCUCGAUUCGCUGUACACCGCUAUUAGCGGGCGCGAACGGCCCCGGUAG